Messenger RNA from Talpa occidentalis (Iberian mole), 2107 nucleotides. It is a transcript of the gene CABYR, whose product is annotated as calcium binding tyrosine phosphorylation regulated. Gene Ontology annotation, cellular component: cytoplasm; sperm fibrous sheath. Bases 121 to 2064 code for a protein of 647 amino acids. NCBI's taxonomy places the organism in Eukaryota, Metazoa, Chordata, Mammalia, Eulipotyphla, Talpidae. The transcript has 6 exons. Gene Ontology annotation, biological process: sperm capacitation. Gene Ontology annotation, molecular function: calcium ion binding. The record is from RefSeq and is a predicted model, not a curated record.
CGGAGGGUAUAAAGGGACCCCCGGGAGCGCCCUCUCCCUCAGGAGCCGCCGGCAAGGGGGUAGCGAGGAAGCUCCUACGAGUGAAGCGGGAAAGAAGUUGAGAUUAGACAUCCUGCAAAAAUGAUUUCUUCAAAGCCCAGACUUGUCGUACCUUAUGGCCUCAAGACUCUGCUGGAGGGAGUUAGCAGAGCUGUUCUCAAAACCAAUCCACCAAACAUCACCCAGUUUGCAGCAGUUUAUUUUAAAGAACUUAUUGUGUUUAGAGAAGGGAAUAAUACUCUGGACAUAAAAGAUCUGGUUAAACAAUUUCAUCAGAUUAAAAUAGAGAGGUGGGCAGAAGGAACGACACAAGAGAAGAAAUCAGAAUAUGUGAAAGAAUCAGAAGGAACGUCUACAGUUUCCCAGGAACCUACACGAAUGGAAAAAUCCACAUACACAGAGGAGGACAAUAUAACUGGACCAAUAUUUAGCAACAAAACCACUCAGUUCCCAUCAGUUCAUUCUGAGUUCUCAGCAUCUGAGGAGACAAUUGAAGCAGUUCGUGGUCCUUCAAAAUCUUCCACCCCUAAGGAGUCCACCCCACCCUCAUCACCACCUCCAGCAGCUGUUUCACCAGAGUUUGCCUAUGUCCCAGCUGACCCAGCUCAGUUUGCUGCUCAGAUGUUAGGUAACGUUUCAUCUAUUCAUUCUAAUCAGUCUGAAAUUUUAAUGGUGGAUGUGGCAACAAGUAUGCCUACUGUUUCGGAGGAGGUGCUGAGCCAAGCAUCUGUUUAUGUAGAUGUAGGUUCUAAACCUAAAGACAGUGAACUAUCAACGGCUUUCUCGUCCCCCUUGCAGGAUGAACAAGAACCUCCUGCUUAUGAUCUCGCUCCUAAGGUCUCUUUGCAGGCUGAUGUUGAGGUUACAUCAACUGUUCAUAUAUCAUCUAUCUAUAAAGAUGAGCCUGUGACUGAAGGAGUUGUUUAUGUCCAGCAGAUACCAGGACAAAUAGAUAGCCCUUCUGCUGCUGAUGUUUCGGGUCCUAACGAAAAUGGGCAAUCACCAAUUAGCUCCAAACCUGUAUCAGGCAAAAAAGCCUCAGUCAUAUCUGAAAAAUCUGUAGGUUCUACAAUAAUUUCACAGGAGAGUGUGCAGGAGGAGGAAAUAGCAAGAGUUAUGCUCACUGACAUCUCUCAAGGUCAGCCUGCACAACUCCUGGAUGCAGGAGGCUCUGAGAAAUCUGUGCAACUUGAAAUGGAUAUGGCCAUAGGCCCUGACUAUACUGGGCAGGAGGAGUCAUGGCAAUUCUCUGCACCCCAGGAGAUGGAGGCCAGUCCUGUGCUCUCUGAGGAGGCUGCAGAAGCAGCAUACUCAGGUGCAUCUGUAAGAUCAUCUAGUGGCCCCACCCCUCCUGUUCCAGAAGGUCUUUCUGAUCCAGAAUUCGAACCAGAUGAGGAAGAAGCACCUGAACAAGGUUUGAUGGAGCCAGCAAUAGCAGCAAGCGAAGCAGGACAACCACCACCAUAUUCUAACAUGUGGACCCUUUAUUGUCUAACUGAUAUGAAUCAACAAAGUCGCCCAUCACCGCCACCUGCACCUGGGCCUUUUCCCCAGGCAACCCUCUAUUUAUCUAAUCCUAAGGAUCCACAGUUUCUGCAGCCUCCACCGAAAGUUACUUCUCCAACUUAUGUGAUGAUGGAUGACAGCAAGAAGACCAGUGCCCCACCUUUUAUUUUAGUAGGCUCAAAUGUUCAGGAAGCACAGGAUUGGAAACCUCUUCCUGGACAUGCUGUUGUUUCCCAAGCAGAUGCCUUGAAGAGAUAUGCUGCAGUACAAGUACCCAUUGCUGUUCCUGCAGAUCAGAAAUUCCAGAAACAGACCCCAAAUCCCCAGAAUGCUAGUCCUCCAAGUGGACAAGAUGUCCCCAGACCACAAAGUCCAGUUUUUCUUUCUGUUGCUUUCCCAGUAGAAGAUGUAGCCAAAAAAGGUUCAGGAUCUGGUGACAAACGUACUCCCUUUGGAAGUUACGGUAUUGCUGGAGAAAUUACCGUAACUAGUGCCCAUGUUCGCAGAGCAGAAAGUUAAAAAGGAUGCCCCAGAUGACUCUGUUUGAGACGACGUUCAAGGU